Messenger RNA from Cladocopium goreaui, 1689 nucleotides. NCBI's taxonomy places the organism in Eukaryota, Dinophyceae, Suessiales, Symbiodiniaceae. The record is from the annotation of a GenBank genome assembly.
AUGCCGCCGGGGCAGCCUGGGCGCGGCAAAAACGGUGGAUUUCACGAGCAGAAAUUAGGCCGCAUCCACAGUCUGGGCCCGGAGAAACCCCUUGUUGUCCCGGGCGCCGGCUCCGGGCCCAGCGGGUCCAGCGGGUCCACCGGGUCCAGCACCCAUGGCCUAUCCCCCUUGGCGCGCGCCAGGGUUUCCCACAUUCAACCCGUCAGCGGUGCCUCUCUUUGGGCGAUGGCCGCUAGCGCCGAUGCGGGCGCCGCGUUGGAGUGGAAGAGGCUGCCGCCGUAUGGGACAGAUGGAAAAGACUUCAGAGCGAAGUAUCAAGCGCAAUGCUACUGCAAGCGUGUGUCUUUCCAAGUGAGUGCUGAGCCAAUGACCGCGAAGCUCUGCGAUUGCAGCGUCUGUCAGCGGCUGCAUGGCGCGCCGGUGCAAUGGGCGGCGCUGUUUCAAAAGGAUCAGGUGUGCUUCGAUCCUGAAGGCUUCGACUUGCUGCGCUGGUACGACCCCAAGAAUGACGUGAAGUGUCGCAACGGGGAGGAAGCUUGGCGAAGCUGGGAGCGAGUGCUGCCCAGCAAGCUGCGAUGUUCGCACUGUGGCACGUGGCUGGCGGAUGAGGGGAGGAACAACUUCAUGACGUUCCCAACACUCUUCAGCUUUGAUGCCACUGCAGGUCCCGAGAGGUUCCCCGUGUCCUUCCGCCCCAAGUGUCGCAUCUGGUGCUCCAGUCGAUCCUUGGAGCUGCAGGACUGUCCGCUCUCCAGGACCAUUUGCCGAGUUAUUUGGACUCCCAAGACGCUGCAAGACUUCUUGUUGGACAUUGCGCCCCCUCUGGAUGGGCGAAGCUACAAGGGGCAGUCAGGACGCAUCGGGCUGCUGGGAGGUUCCGUGGACUUUGCAGGUGCUCCCUACUACGCCGGCAUGGCCGCUCUACGCGUGGGGGCAGAGCUGUUGUAUCUCUGCACUGCAGAGGAGGCCACAGGUCCCAUCAAGAGCUACUCGCCGGAGCUGAUGGUUAGCGAGGUCUAUCGCUGGGCCAAGAUCUCGACUGAAGAUCCAGGUGUAGUCUUGGAGGAGCAGAACCGCAUGGUGGGUAAAAUGGAGGCCCUCCUGCCUCGUUUCCAUGCACUGGUGAUCGGUUGUGGCCUCGGUCGAGACAUGCGUGUGCUGAAUGCAACGGCCAGGGUCAUUGAAAUGGCCAAGGAGCGGCGGCUACCCUUGGUGCUGGACGCUGACGCCUUGUGGCUGGUGGAAAGGCAGCCAGAGGUGGUCGCAGGCUAUGAGCAGGCCGUGUUGACGCCCAAUGCGGCGGAGUUCCGACGCCUGUGUCAAGCCUUUGGGUCGGAGGACAUGUCCCUGCCGCAGCUCUGUGAGAAAUUGAAAGGGCCCAUGGUCCUUCAGAAGGGGGCCGUGGACCGCAUCUGCCGCCCCGGGCAAGUGGAGCCGCUGAGCUGUUCGGAGCCUGGAGCGCCUCGUCGACCAGGUGGUUUGGGCGAUUUCCUGGCUGGGAGCCUGGCAGUGCUCUUGGGCUGGGCCGUGGCCAGACGAAGGGAUCCCAUCUUCGCCUGUCAAGCGGCCUCGAUGCUGGUGCGAAGAGCCUGUAAGGUGGCUUAUGACCAGAAGAAGCGCUCCAUGGUCGCCCCGGACGUCUUGGACGAAGUGGGCUCCACCUUUGAAGAACUCUGCCCCUCCAGGUGA